AUUAUCAUGAUCAUGCUCGGCCGUUCUUAUGCAAAUAUCUUUACUAUCAUUUAUCAUCAAUGGAAGAUUAAUUGAAAGUGCAGUGUUUAGUAGUGUAUGUAUGGAAUGUAUUGCAGCAGUAUUGUGGGAUUUUCUCACAAUCCAGCCACUGUUUUCUUCAACAAAUCAAUACCCUACGCUUCAAAGAUAUGUACCAGUAAAAAUGGCAGCUUCAGAGCAAAAUCCAACGAUGAAAAUGACCCAUUACUCCAAGCCGCCAUUAACGCAGCUUCUCUUCGCUUACAAGAGACCCUUCAACCAGAGCCUCUUUUUCAUGAUCCAUACGCGGGUUGCUUUAUUUCUCCCCAGUUUCGUCUUGAUGAUAAGAAGCAGUGUUCUUCUUCUCUUCAUUAUUUACUCACUACUAAAUUCAUUGAUGAUAAAUUGGUUGGCUUUGUGAACCAAGCUGAUGGACUAAAGCAGGUUGUUCUGUUAACUGAUGGAAUGGACACUCGGCCUUAUCGACUUAGGUGGCCAACCUUAACUAGAAUAUUCGAUAUAUCCCCAGAUAGAAUAUUCAAAGCAGCUACUGAAAAGCUUCAAGGGAAUGGAGCUAAACUUCCAAAAGGUUGUUUGUUACGUCAUAUUCCAUUGGAGUCCUCGAACAUUCAGCAGAGUCUGUGUGCUGAUGGUUUUAAUGGAAACCGGUCUAGUAUCUGGGCCAUACAGGGACUGCCUGUGAUGACUUUGUCCAGUUUUGAGGAGAUUUUGAUCACUGUAAGUGGUUUGGCUACAAAGGGAUGUUCGUUCUUGGGCGUAUUGCCUGCUCGGGUUGUAGAAACCAAUAUUGGAGAUGAGUCUAGUAUAAGAGAAAGGAUGGAAAAAGUGUUCUUGAGUAAUGGCUUUCGGGUGGAGAUGAUUAAGCAUGAGGAUGUUGCUAGAAGUUUUGGAAAGUUAGUAGCGCCGGGAAACUACAAGACUGUACUGUUUGUUGCUGAACAGUUGCGGUUUUCUGAUGAUCAAAUGGAAACAUGGAGAAGUGAGUUCCAGAGACUCGAUGAAGAAGGGGAUGAAGAAGGUUUCGAGGAGCUUUAGAUGUAACAAGUAAUUUUUAUUAGUCAACAACAAGACUAAGAAAACAUCCAGGUGAACUAAUUUGAUGGCUAGUUUGAUUUUUGUAAUGGGCGUGGCCAUGAUGGAUGUCUUUUAGGCAAAUUGUGAUAAUAUUCAAAGGUUUCAACGAAAACUAAGGCGUUGUUUGGUUGGAAAUAAUAAAAUGGAAUGCAAUGAUAAAAAAAUAAUUUUUAUAUAAUUUUUUUGUUUUAUUGUAUUUUAAAGUAUUAGAAUGUCAUUCUAAUUGAAUGACGUUUCCAUCAUUUUGAUGGAAUGACUAGAAAGAAAAGUCAUUCUAAUAGAAAAAAUUUAAUAAUUUUUGUAUCAA
This is a messenger RNA of Cannabis sativa, 1420 nucleotides long. Its product is annotated as O-methyltransferase 1, chloroplastic. The transcript has 7 exons. The record is from RefSeq and is a predicted model, not a curated record. Gene Ontology annotation, molecular function: methyltransferase activity. Lineage: Eukaryota; Viridiplantae; Streptophyta; Magnoliopsida; Rosales; Cannabaceae. Gene Ontology annotation, biological process: methylation. The coding region runs from base 97 to 1074 and encodes 325 amino acids.